AAGCAUUAUUGAAAUUACCAGGAAGGACAGGUUGACAAGUCGAAAAAUUAUCUAAUCUACGGUCAAGAUCAGAAGUGCUACAACACAUUUGCUCGUAUAAAAGGGAGUGCUAAACGUACGUUGAAAACGAACGUUCAAAGUGAGUAAGUUACAGAGAUUUUACAAGUUAGUAGUGUGAAUAUAUAUAACAUGCAUGUUUUAUUUAUCGUUUUCAUAACAACCUGCGUCAUUACAGUUGUCUCUAGUAAUGACGAUGUGUCGAAAAUUGGCAAAGGAAAGGAAAAGCCGAAGCAACUAAACGAGGUGUGUGCUCAAGAAAAUGGAUUUAACUUAACAAUGUAUCACGAAAUAGCAACGCAUAAGCAUUUUGUGCCGACCCAGCCAAUACGUUGUUUUGUCUUUUGUAUGUAUAAGAGAAUUGGACUUAUGAACGAGGAUACAUCGUUAACUCAAAAGUUUUACGACACCGAAGGUGCACACAAAUGCACGCACAUAAGUGGCAAUGAUGAAUGUGAUACUGCCUACAAAAUAAUGGAAUGUGUAACUAAACAUGAAAUAUGGUUUAAAGUAGACUAUUAAUCGUGGAGUUCCAUUUAUUAUUCAAUACCUUAAUUGUUACUUGUGAAAAUAUAAAAAUAUUCUAGUGUAAUGGAACAUAAGUUAUUCACUUACAUCUUCUGUAAUUAUAAGUAUUACUAUAAAUAUCGAUAAUGCAUUUGUCAUAAUAUACGAGCCUUGUACUAAACAAAAAAAUUAUAUUUGCACACAUGAAAGAAUGUAAAUUUAUUAUGAUCUAUUGUUGGACAAUAAGAAUUUCAAAAUAUCAUUUGCACUGAGGAAAAUUAUCUUGUGCGGAAUAUCUGACCAUAUACAUGACUCAAGCCAACGGGUUUUGCCUUUGUGAUGCAAAUGUAUGUUGGAAAUAAAAUAACUAAAACACUCUUUCAGAUCACUUACGCUUAUCUAGAAAGAUGUAAUUUGCAAUAAAGUUGAU
Molecule: messenger RNA, 994 nt
Organism: Phymastichus coffea
Lineage: Eukaryota; Metazoa; Arthropoda; Insecta; Hymenoptera; Eulophidae
Product: general odorant-binding protein 56a-like
Exons: 5
Coding region: 190-579 (129 amino acids)
Molecular function (GO): odorant binding
Source: RefSeq, a predicted model, not a curated record